Molecule: messenger RNA, 1611 nt
Organism: Penicillium cinerascens
Lineage: Eukaryota; Fungi; Ascomycota; Eurotiomycetes; Eurotiales; Aspergillaceae
Product: pH-signaling protein PalC
Exons: 2
Coding region: 1-1611 (536 amino acids)
Biological process (GO): cellular response to pH
Cellular component (GO): plasma membrane
Source: RefSeq, a predicted model, not a curated record
AUGGUUUACGCGUUUACUCUGCCAACCACCUCUCCGCUGUCUUUUCAAUCCUUCAUAUCCUCUUCUACUCACUCAUCGCUCCCACAAGUUGCCUCUACCACCCGUCAUGCUCUCCGCCUCGCCCUCAAGGCCCACAAGCGCUUACCCCGCGGCGCGCGCCAGGACGCCCACCUGCCCACCGUCCUGUCCGCGUUGAACGACUACAUACCAUCCCUAUUUACGAUAUCACAGGUCCUCAGCAGUCGACCUGUCGCAAAUGAUCCCUCCGUCUCGACAUCCGGUGGCAACGUCUUCGUAGAGAAACUCCCGUCCGGGGAAACGAUCGAAAUAACGGUCCGCUCGGAGAUCGAAUCAGCCUGGAAACCCACUUUGUCCGCUGGCAAUGUAUUGAGCAUCGGCUCUUCUAGCUCCGGAAGGAAGCCACUCCGCGCCCGCGGCGGCCGCAUCGCUGGUCGAGGCAUCGACUUCGAAAUCGCAUUCACACUCACAACGCUCGGCUGCGUACUGGCCCGACUCGCGCGGAUGGGAGUCGCAGAGUCGCUCUAUGCGUCUACGACACCUACGGCCGAGCAACGCACUGCUGCUAUGCAGACCGCGACAAAGUAUUUGCUGCAGGCGAGCUCCGUGCAUGACUUGCUUGCAUCGUCACCUGCUUUCGCGGCGGCUACAUCAUCUGCUGUGCCGGAUAUUGAUGCCUCAACGCAGUCAGCGUUGGCGAAGUUGGCGCUGUCGGAAGCUACGCUGUUGGCUGUUUUGAAGGAUGAUGCUUAUGUUGUGGCGUGUAUCCAGUCGCGGAAUCCGAACGAUAAAGAAUGGAUGGUUCGCCCACCAGAAAUUCCUAAGGUUCGGGCUCUCGUAUUUGCGAGGUUGUGUACCCGUGCUGCAGAAUAUGCCAAUCAGGCUGCUGCGGGGCUUGGAGCUGUUGGAUCUUCGUCUGGGCGGACUUCUCGUGUAGACGAAGAGCUCAUUCGAUAUGCUAGUGUGCUUGAAAGAGUGGCUCGUGCCCGCAGCUGUCGGUUCUUCGGUGUGGAUGCUGAGCUGGCAGGUAAAGUGGGCGAGGGGAUUGCUUGGCUACGUGGUGCGCGAAGCACCCUCGCGCUCCGUGGAGGCGCCGGUUCAUCAUCCGCGGCCCCCGAUGAAGCUGCCGGGAAGUCCAAGGGUGGGUUCUCACGUUUGAAACGUGAGUGGACCGAGCGCCGUGAAGAGAAGAAAAUUGGCAAGGAUGCUGGUGGUGGACGCAGCGACAAGGGCCCUCUGGCACCCGGAGACGACGCUGGCCGUGACGAAGAGGGCCGAGUCAUUGACAUGCUCGAAACGAAGUGGGUUCGCAUGAACGAUACGAUCAACACCCAACUCAUCCCGUCACCGGCUUCGUUGCUGACAAACAUUCCCUCUGGCCGGGAUAUCCACCAACCUCCGGCACCGUAUAAGCCUCCUUCCUUAGAAGAGGACGAAUUGGUGCGUAUGAGAGCCCCGCCAGAUGAGAAUGAGCAAUUUCACUUCGGGAGCGAUCCCGAUGACAGCGAUGAGGAUACUCUACCGGCCGAGGCGCGAGGACCACCGGGUGCCUUCCCGGAUCGGAGUGAGACUGCUUCGAGCGCGUAUUAUUGA